GGAGCGGGAGUGCGGGGGACCGCGGCGAGGCCCUGAGGGCUGCGGGAGUGACCCGGGACCUGGCCCCUGACCGCAGGCUCACCCCAUGCCAGCUCCCUGUCCGACAGGCAUCUCGGCCCCUGCCCGCGGCCGUGCCGGAGCGCAGCGAGGCCCACGCGGCGCGCCCCGAUUUGCGCUGGGCUUGGCACUGCCCCGGCGCGAGUGACAGCGCUCCGAGCGGCCUCCCCGGAGGAUGGAAGAGAAAAGAACGCUGCCCGACUUCUUUGAAGAGGAGAAUCUUACCAGUUCCAGGGAGGAGAGCAUCAAAGGUGAUUUGAAAACGUUUUGGACACAAUUGGGAAGUAGAAGAGUGGACGUCAUAUUUGAGCAGGUGCAAAAUGUGCUGCUGUUGCUAAAGGAAAAGAUCAAGAAUGGAACUGCCACAAACCAAGAAUGCUGGCAGGCUUGGGCACUGGUGAAUGAAGCUAAUCUAAGUGAACUCUUAACUUUGACAAACGUAACUGAUGGGUUUGAUGGAGAUGGAGUGCAGGAAACCAAACCCAAAUUGCAGCAUGUUCUUGCAGAUGACAACACUGCAAAUGCUGUAGAAGGUUCUGACAGUAACAGGAAAGAGGAGAUGGAAAGAACAUGGUCAGGGACUAAAAAAGCAUCUAGCGAAAUUCAACACUUACCUUUAAACCCACAGUAUCAGAACCACAAGUGCUCUAGUGCAUGUCUUGCCAAGAGAGCAGCGGGCUCCUACAAGGGUGAAAACCCUCUGAAGAUGCCAAUCCUGUUUCACUUUCAAAGACGGCAUGCAAAAGCAGACUGCCUUUCGAAAUCACUGGAUGUGAAUUACAAAGCUCCUUGCGGUCGGAGUCUGAGAAGCUUUCGAGACGUGCAAAAUUAUUUGUUUGAAACAAAGUGCAAUUUCUUAUUUGUUGAUCACUUUUCCUUCAACACAUAUGUACUGUUGGGCAGGAACACCAUGAAUCCCGAACCCCUUGUGUUUGACUUUGAUAUUAGCAACGGAGCCGAGUCUGUGCCCAUCUCCUUCUGUAACAAUCUUGACCGCGCAAGGUUACCUUAUUUCAAAUAUCGGAAGUCAUCAUGGCCACGUGGAUAUUAUCUCAACAACUUCUCCAGCCUGUUUGUGGAUUCAUGUGACUGCACAGAUGGCUGCAUUGAUAGGUCAAAAUGUGCAUGCCUACAGCUAACUGCAAGAGGCUGUAGUAAAACUUCUCUAUCUUCAGGUGGUAAAAGAUGCCGUGGAUACCGUUACAAAAGACUGGAGGGACCUGUUCCUAGUGGAAUUUACGAGUGCAGUGUGUUAUGCAGGUGUGACAAGUUGAUGUGUCAGAACAGAGUUGUACAGCACGGCAUUCAAGUCAGGUUGCAGGUGUUCAACACUGAAAAGAAAGGCUGGGGUGUCCGCUGCCUGGAUGAUAUCGACAAGGGGACAUUUGUUUGUACCUACUCAGGCAGAUUAAUGAGCAGAGCUGAAGUACUGGGAGAUGCUGGUCAAGAGCUGAAAGAAAGGAGUGCUGUGAAUGACAGAAACCAUGGGGUUUUUUCCAAAAAAAGAAAACUUGACACUGAUUGUUCAAAUUCAGUCAUUGAACUAGUGCAGACUGGUAAACAUGACAUUCUUGAGAAUAAGGAAUCUUUGUCUCAAACUGUGGAUAGUGAAAAUAAAUCAACCCUGGUUCAUCCAGAGAACUUGAGUAUUGCAACCACAAGGCCUGGAAGAACAGAUUUUUUUCACAAUCACCAGCUAAAAAUGGUGCACAGUGCCAGCUCAGAUGAAGAUAAUAGUUCUCAGAUUCAUCAGUCAAGCAAAACCAAAGUAAACAGUGGAACAAAGAAAGGAAAAGAAAAAUCCACCCAAAAGCAGAAGGAAGACCAUCCGAUGGAAAUUGGACAGACUGAGUCUGUUGGUGUGGACAGUGCGAGAUGCAAAAGAAAGAGUCUGUCACUGCAGGGUGUUGAUUGUGGCAAGUCAGGUGUGCUGGAUGACACAUGUGUUGCGAGGCCAUCCAAUAAUAUACCCCUAAAAGCUGACUGCAAAGAGGAAAAUAGCAGGCAGUCAAGUCAAGAUGCAUUUUGUGAGGAGGCUGAUGGAGAUGGGAUGCUUCCAAAGAAUGCUAGCGAAGAAAAUAUUUAUGUACUGGAUGCCACAAAAGAAGGAAACGUGGGUCGUUUUCUAAAUCACAGCUGCUGCCCAAAUCUCUUUGCACAAAGCGUGUUCGUAGAGACUCACAACAGAAGUUUUCCAUGGGUGGCAUUCUUCACAAACAGACAUGUGAAAGCUGGAACCGAACUCACGUGGGAUUAUGGCUAUGAAGCUGGAAGCAUGCCAGAGACAGAAAUUUCCUGUCAGUGUGGAGUUCAGAAGUGCAGGAAAAAAAUCUUAUACUCUGGUUUCAUCACUGGCUUCAUCACCAGUGGCUUCAUCACUGGUUCUCACUGCGUGGACCUCAUGCUGUUGCUGGGGGCCAGCCAACAGUCUGUGAACGGGGGGCCGAUGGGAGCAUGGGGGUGUCGCCUUUCCCAUGGGGAAAGCCCUCGGGAAGCGGCUGCCCGGCGGCGCCCCGGGAGCGACUAUCGAACCCGUGUUCCCGGUCCCAGACCGCGGCCCACCCAAAACGGCGGGGAGUACCACGGGCGGGGCCGAUCACGUGACUGGCGGCGCGGCGGCGCGCGCCCUCCCCUCCGGCCCCGCCCCGGGGGCCGGAGCCAAUCAGUGCCGGGAGAGAGGGGGUGCUCCGGGCAAGCAUCGACGGGCGCCACCGCGCAUGCUCUGGGCCCGGCUGGGCCCGCCCACUUCCGCGCGGGAGCGUUGGGGGCGGGGGAGGGGGCGGUGGGAGCGGCGGCGUGCGCGAGCCGGGUCGCGGGCGGGCGGGCGGUAAGUGCCACCGCGGGCACGCGGGGAGGGGGGCGGGGAGGGAGUGCGCGAGACUCGGCGCCUCCUCAGUGCUGGUCACCCCCUCCCCCCCCCCCCCCCCCGUGGAGUGGGCCCUGCCGGGGCUCGCGCAGAGCCGGGACGGGGGGGACGGGGGGCGACACCAGGUUUAGGAUCCAACCGUUCGCUGCGCUGCGGGGAAGAGGAGAGCGGAGCUGGAGCUGGGGCGGAGUUUGUGCUGUCAGAGGUGGUGUCUCCAGCAAAGGACAGUGGAGUAUCACACUUAGUAGGAGUGGGAAGUUGUUGAAGAUUUCUGCGGUGGACUUGCACAAAAAAACGCAAAUUUUUCCUGCUCUAGGUGCUUUCUGGAUAAUGGCGAAGAUGGUGAGAAGAACAUGUGCGUUUUGUUCAGAAGGGGCGGCUGGUUCUGUAAUGUAUGUUGCCAAAGAGAGCGAUAUUGCAGCUCAUCAGGAUUGUCUGUUAUUUUCCUCAGGAUUUGUGGAAUCUGAAGAGUAUAACCCAGAAAAUCUGGAUAUAAGGUUUGAUGUGGCAUCAGUGUUGAAAGAGCUCAGGAGAGGAAAGCGGCUGGUGUGCAACUUCUGCCGCAAGAAGGGAGCCACUGUGGGCUGUGAGGAGAGAGCCUGCCGCAGGAGCUACCACUACUACUGCGCGCUCUGCGACGACGCGGCCAUAGAAACCGACCAAGUAAAGGGUGUCUACCGUUUAAGUGUCUUUCAGUUUAUGUUUAAUGAAAAGAGGGGGAAAUAUCUGUUAAAAUCAGUCAGCAUAACUCUGUUUAUGUAUUUAUUAACACUUUUUCUCUUUUUCUUAAAAUUGAACUUAAAUUUUAGAGUGUUCUGCCCAAAACAUGACCCAAGCAAUAGGACCAGUCACUAUGGUGCAGCUAAUAAGAAGAGAAGAUAUACAUUGACAUCUCCUGCCAUCACAGAAGAAAUGAAAACAGAAGAGAAAGCAGAAGAAAACCAUUUCCAAACACUAAAAAGAAAAAACAACAGGCAUAAAGUCCAGAUAGACAUUGUAAGGAAAUGCAAACAAGCUGGGCUUCUAGACGACAUAUUUGAAGAAAUGCUGGACACACUUCACCUGGCACAGGAAAAACUAAUGGAUGACAACACUUCAGAAACAGAAUAUGAAGAGACAGUAAUGGCACUGUUUGACUGUGGACUGUUUGAAAAUAUACUGACAAAUAUUCAUUCAGGAAAAUGGAAGCAACAGAGAGAAGCAGAAAUGCAGUCAGGCAGAGCUUUGCAAAUAAGGAACAGAAGAAAAAAUACAAGAACUUCUAGAAAACAGAAAAAGACUGGAUCACAAGAUAGAGCUACUGCAGGACUUAAAAGAAGUCCUUCCUACCCCGGAGAGCACAGCCAGUACCUCUAGUAUGGUGUCUGAAUAACACUUAAGUCUGUCUGUAAUGGUCUCAAUAUUUAGGAUUUUCUAAUGAUAGAAACCCUAGAGCACAUCUGGUUCAUGUCUAAGUAAUUUCCCGCUCCCAAGACAGGGACCUAAACAAGAACUGGGUCACAUACUCAUUUUUAUACCUCAAUGGUGCAAUAAUUUUAAGUUCUUAAAAUUUUCAAAUCUUCGUCUUCAAACCUUACUGUGUAGUACUUCAGUGUUAUACGCUAAAUUUAGCUUUUUUAAACCCUCCAGUGAAGACUUUUUGCUCCAAGACAAGGGAACAUCAGAUGCAACAGAACACUUGUUAAAGUCACUUUAACUGUGGAGCCCUCUCCUAGCUGUGCCAUAGCUGCUUCACUGUCUGUGUCUAGACAGUGAUGUUUUCAGGAUCAUAUUGGUGCUUUGGCUUUCCAAAGAAGAUAAACGAGCAGAACUUGCACUUAAGGAAGCCUUUUGAAUGUUGAACAGGACUUGAAUUAAAAAACCCAAGUUAUUCUUGUUUGACUGGUCAGUGUGUAACUAGUUCUGCUGUAAUGGCAGUGGCAAUACAGUGUUUACAGGCAGACCAAAAACAGUUGGGCAUUAUCCUCAGAAUAUGUACAAUGUCAAAGGGAUCAAACAGUGGUCUGCGUCUUCCUUUCUCCAUUACAAAAGGAUGCAACUUCCCUGUGUUUUGCCUUUAAAAAGUUGUUUGAAUACAGAAAAGCAUUGUUUAGCUACAAAAGGUGAAGUUCACAAAAUAAAACAUUUUUUAAAAAAGCU
Messenger RNA from Chiroxiphia lanceolata (lance-tailed manakin), 5062 nucleotides. Its product is annotated as histone-lysine N-methyltransferase SETDB2-like. Gene Ontology annotation, molecular function: DNA binding; zinc ion binding; histone H3K9 methyltransferase activity. Lineage: Eukaryota; Metazoa; Chordata; Aves; Passeriformes; Pipridae. The transcript has 28 exons. The coding region runs from base 233 to 4279 and encodes 1348 amino acids. The record is from RefSeq and is a predicted model, not a curated record. Gene Ontology annotation, cellular component: nucleus. Gene Ontology annotation, biological process: heterochromatin organization; negative regulation of gene expression.